Molecule: messenger RNA, 1403 nt
Organism: Mercurialis annua (annual mercury)
Lineage: Eukaryota; Viridiplantae; Streptophyta; Magnoliopsida; Malpighiales; Euphorbiaceae
Product: probable cinnamyl alcohol dehydrogenase
Exons: 5
Coding region: 85-1143 (352 amino acids)
Biological process (GO): lignin biosynthetic process
Molecular function (GO): zinc ion binding; cinnamyl-alcohol dehydrogenase activity
Source: RefSeq, a predicted model, not a curated record
ACCCAAAUAAUUAAAAUAUAAAUAAUCUCGUACAAAUAUUUCAGUAUCAGUUGCUAUUAUUGAUAGUUGAAGCAAAAACAGAUCAUGGAAGGGAGAAGAGUUGUUGGUUGGGCAGCCAGAGAUUCAUCCGGCUACCUUUCACCUUAUUCAUUCAAUCUUAGGAAAACAGGUGCAGAAGAUGUAGUGUUGAAGGUGCUCUACUCUGGAGUUGACCACACUGAUCUUCAUCAAGUUAGAGAAGAGCUUAGUCACACUAACUACCCUUUAGUCCCAGGGCAUGAAAUAGUGGGAGAAGUUGUAGAGAUGGGUCAAGAAGUAGGGAAAUUCAAAAUAGGAGAUAUUGUUGGAGUUGGGGGCAUAAUUUGGUCUUGUGGGGAAUGUUUAACUUGCAAAUCUAAGAUGGAGCAGUAUUGUAAUGAAAGAAUUAUGACUUACAAUGCCAUUGACAAAGAUGGAAAAACUAUUCAAGGAGGCUACUCUUCUGCUAUGGUUGUAAAUCAAAGGUUUGUAGUUAGAAUACCUGAAAAGCUUGCACCGGAACAAGCAGCCCCACUACUAUGUGCUGGAGUGACAGCCUAUAGUCCACUGAAAGAGAUCAAUAACUUGAAUAAGGUUCUGAAAGUAGGAAUUUUGGGUUUAGGAGGAGUUGGUCAUCUAGCUGUGCUUAUUGCAAAAGCAAUGGGACACCAUGUUAUAGUUAUAAGCUCUUCCGAUAAGAAGAAACAAGAAGCUUUCGACCAUUUACAUGCCGAUGCAUUUCUUGUGAGCUCCGAUGUAGAUGAGAUGAACAAGACGACGAACACCCUUGACUACAUUCUUGACACUGUACCUGCACCACACUCUUUGAACCCUUAUCUUUCACUUCUCAAAGUUAAUGGAAAGAUCAUUGUCGUUGGGGCGGCUGCUGAACCACUGCACUUCACAGCUAGCGUUGUAAUUACAGGGAAGAAAAAUAUAGGCGGAAGCUUUGUUGGAAGCGUAGAAGAUAUUGAGGAAGUUCUCGAGUUCUGGGCAGAGAAAGGUUUGACAUCAAUGAUUGAAGUAGUGAAGAUGGAUUAUGUUAACGAGGCAUUUGCCAGAAUGGAACGAAAUGAUGUCAGGUAUAGGUUUGUGCUCGAUGUUGCUGGAACCGAUUUUGAAUGAAGCCCAUAUCUAUCCUCCUCCGAGCAGCAUUCCAAUUUCCAAAAUAUAAUAACAGGAAUAGCUACGAUGUGUGAAAAAAUUAUACCUCAUAAAUGUUUCUAGCAAAAUCAUAUUUCUUAAAACCCUAUCAUUGUUCAUCAAGCCAAAUAGUCCAAAGCAAGUUUCUCUUAUUUUCUUCUCCCCUGUUGUGAAUGGUUCAGAAUCACCGAACAGUGAUUCAAUUCAAUUUCAUAAAGAAAUAAAAUUCAUCAUUUCAACCA